This is a messenger RNA of Phycomyces blakesleeanus NRRL 1555(-), 234 nucleotides long. RefSeq lists its product as hypothetical. Lineage: Eukaryota; Fungi; Mucoromycota; Mucoromycetes; Mucorales; Phycomycetaceae. The coding region runs from base 1 to 234 and encodes 77 amino acids. Gene Ontology annotation, biological process: maturation of SSU-rRNA; mRNA splicing, via spliceosome. The transcript has 2 exons. The record is from RefSeq and is a predicted model, not a curated record. Gene Ontology annotation, cellular component: U4/U6 x U5 tri-snRNP complex; U6 snRNP; P-body. Gene Ontology annotation, molecular function: RNA binding.
AUGGAGGCUCAACAAACUAACGCACGAUCUCCAACUGAUUUUCUCAACUCUGUUCUCGGACGUCAAGUAACUGUCAAACUUAACUCGGGCAUCGAUUACAAAGGUGUUCUUGCAUGCCUUGAUGGUUAUAUGAACAUUGCAUUGGAAAACACCGAAGAGUAUGUGGAUGGCUCUUUGAAGAACAAGUAUGGAGAUACCUUUAUUCGCGGAAACAAUGGUAAUGACAUUCAUUAG